Myotis myotis is the source of this 5077-nucleotide messenger RNA. It is a transcript of the gene KIF24, whose product is annotated as kinesin family member 24. Gene Ontology annotation, molecular function: microtubule motor activity; microtubule binding; ATP binding. Gene Ontology annotation, biological process: microtubule-based movement. Lineage: Eukaryota; Metazoa; Chordata; Mammalia; Chiroptera; Vespertilionidae. The transcript is spliced from 13 exons. The coding region runs from base 331 to 4428 and encodes 1365 amino acids. The record is from RefSeq and is a predicted model, not a curated record.
AGACGGAACUUGAGGGUUACGCCCACUGUCUUUUCCGACCCCUGAUUGGUCUUCUAGAGGAGAUGACGGCUAACGUCAGCGAGUUCCCUGGACGCCCAUUGGAGGACAAUGCGGGACUGCCCCCGCCGGGCACGGGCGCGGGCGUUCGAACCCGAGUUUGGCGGCGUUACCAUGGGGAUGCGGCCUGGCCGCUGCCUCCAGCUCUUGAGUUGACUAGGCACCUCCGCCGCCACCCUGGGGGCUCUCUCCCGUCGUCUUCUGUCCUUAGACAGGCCUGACCGUGGAGAAAGUUGGAAGCCUCCGAGAGUUUAUAGAAACCUAUUCACAAAAAUGACAUCCUGGUUAUAUGAAUGUCUUUGUGAAGCUGAACUUGCACAGUAUUAUCCUCAUUUUACUGCCCUUGGCCUUCAGAAAAUAGAUGAAUUAGCAAAGGUUACAAUGAAGGACUACUCCAAAUUGGGAGUCCAUGACAUGAACGACCGCAAACGACUUUUCCAACUUAUCAAAAUCAUUAAGAUUAUGCAAGAAGAAGAUAAAGCAGUCAGUAGCCCAGAGCAUCCUCUUCAGACAAGCAACCUGUACAGCAAGCCUCGGGAGCCCAGAUCUGGACCUCGCAGACAAUUGCAUUUUGAUUCUCCUGCUGAACACAAAGACAAAACUACCAGCAACUAUGGGUUUGAAAUGUGCAAUUUAUCAGAUUUUUCUGCAAAUGAACAGAAGUCUCGUUACCUAAAAGUGCUGGAGCACAUGCUACCAGAUGAUUCCCAGUACCAAACAAAAACAAGAAUUCUGAAUGCCACAGUUGCUGAUUCCUAUGGGCAAACAGAAACUAACACUUCACUCUUGUCAUCAAGUCACUUUUCUCCAAUACUGGGCGAUUGUGAUAUUCCCAUUGUUCAAAGAGUCUCUCAUGUUUCAGGGUAUAACUAUGGAAUCCCUCAUUCUGUUAUCAGACAGAACACCUCAGAGAAAGCGAAUCCUUGGACUGAGAUGGAGAAAAUCAGAGUUUGUGUUCGAAAACGCCCUCUGGGCAUGAGGGAGGUACGCCGUGGAGAAAUUAAUAUUAUUACUGUAGAAGACAAAGAAACUCUACUUGUUCAUGAGAAGAAAGAAGCAGUUGACCUCACACAAUAUAUUCUGCAGCAUGUUUUUUAUUUUGAUGAAGUCUUUGGUGAGGCAUGCACCAAUCAGGAUGUAUAUAUGAAGACUACUCACCCACUCAUUCAGCAUAUUUUCAAUGGAGGCAAUGCCACUUGCUUUGCAUAUGGACAGACAGGUGCUGGAAAGACCUACACCAUGAUAGGAACUCAUCAGAACCCAGGACUGUAUGCUCUGGCUGCGAAAGACAUCUUCCGGCAACUAGAAGUGCCCCAGCCAAGAAGGCACCUCUUUGUGUGGAUCAGCUUCUAUGAAAUCUACUGCGGACAGCUUUAUGACCUCCUAAAUAGAAGAAAAAGGCUCUUCGCAAGAGAAGAUAGCAAGCACGUGGUACAGAUCAUGGGACUGCGAGAGGUUCAGGUGGAUAGCGUGGAGCUCCUGUUAGAGGUGAUUCUGAAGGGCAGCAAGGAGCGCAGCACUGGGGCCACUGGAGUAAAUGCAGACUCCUCCCGCUCUCAUGCUAUCAUCCAAAUUCAGAUUAAAGAUUCAGCCAAGAGAACAUUUGGCAGGAUCUCUUUCAUUGACUUGGCUGGCAGUGAAAGAGCAGCAGAUGCCAGAGACUCAGAUAGACAGACAAAGAUGGAAGGCGCAGAAAUUAACCAGAGUCUUCUGGCUCUGAAGGAAUGUAUCCGAGCACUGGAUCAGGAACACACCCAUACUCCCUUCCGGCAAAGCAAAUUAACUCAGGUCCUGAAAGAUUCCUUCAUCGGCAAUGCCAAAACCUGCAUGAUCGCCAACGUCUCACCCAGCCACGUGGCCACUGAACACACGCUGAACACCUUGCGCUAUGCUGACCGGGUCAAAGAACUAAAGAAAGGCAUCAAAUGUUGCACUGCAGCUGCCAGUCGAAAUCGGACAUCUGGAAACUCUUCUCCAAAACGAAUUCAGAGCUCCCCUGUGGCCCUGUCAGGGGAUAAGUGUUCUCCCAAAAAAGUCAAGCUGGGGCUUCCGCAGUCACUCACGGUGGCACCUGGCUCCACAAGAGGGAAGGCCCAUCCUCUGGCCAGCCACCCACCCAACAUCCCGUUUGCUUCUGUUCCUAAAGUCCCUGGUAAAAAGGGCAGUUCCAGAGGGAGUCCUCAAGAGUGGGUCAUUCAGACUAGCCCUGUCAAAGGAACUGUGCAGUCUGGACAGUCAGCCAAAAAAAGGGAAGAAGAAUUAGCUUCAUUGUGCUCUGAGAAAAAUCAGAACGGCCACAAAACUGCCCUUGGGUGCGGAAGCAGGGCCUCUGGCCCAGGACAAGACCUGGUGCAUGGUAAGCUGACCAACAAGUGCAAGAAAGUUCAGACUGUGCAGCCAGUGCAGAAGCAGCUUGUGUCACGGGUUGAGCUCUCCUUUGGCAAUGUCCACCACUUAGCAGAGUACAGCCAGGGCAGCAAGGAGGACACGCUUGCUAGGCCUGCCUCUGAAGCUUGGACCAACAUCCCUCCACAUCAGAAGGAGAGGGAGGAACAUUUGCGCUUUUAUCACCAGCAGUUCCAGCAGCCACCUCUCUUCCAACAGAAGUUAAAGUACCAACCACUGGAAAGGCUUUUAUGCCAGUACAGGCCCCAAGAGGGGCAGCUCCAGAAUGAGACCCCUCCUCCCUUGCACUCUUAUUCUGAGAGUCAUGAUGGAGCCCAAGCUGAGGACCUUGAUGACAGCGAUUUCAGUGAAGAUUCUUUCUCACAUGUCUCCAGUCAGAGGACCACGAAGCACAGAAACGCCCUGGAGAAUAGCGAAGGCUCAUUCUUCCUUCAUCAGAGAGAACAAGGUCCUGAGGAGCAGGUGGCUGAAAGGCAGCAGAGUCUGCUUUUUAGCCCCAGGUUGGAUGGUGAUGAGAAGGCUCUAACCGGAAGCUGGAUGUGUGCCAGGAACCCCACAAGCCACAGAAGAGCAGCAGCUGAUCAUGGCCACAGCCCAAGUAAAGUGCCCUUGGACUGGAGCAAAGAAGAGGACUCUACCUCCUCAGGUCCUUCUCCCAGAGACAUACUGGCAGAGAAGCCUUACUGCUCACAGGUAGACUUUGUUUAUAACCAGAAAAGAGGCAGUGGCUCAGCCUCGGAUUUCAAACAGGAUGCCCUCAGAAGUGAAGUUCCUGGGCAGGCUGAGGGCAGCUCACCAUCCCUGAAGGAAGAGGAUUUCACUUCCUCGCUAUCCCUCAUUGCUGUUGAUGGAUCCCUAGACCAAAGAGACACAGUCGGCACACCUCUGAAGGAACUCGGUGAAGGCAACCUAAAUGUGGCAACCAGAACAGUGAAAACCAGUCAUCCUUUCCAAGGAGAAGCCCCUCAGGAGGAAUUGGGCAUGUGCUCUGAAUAUGCUUCUGGGCUGAUGGCUCCCCUCACUGUGUCCCUCCUGGAGAACCCCGACGAUGAGGGCCCUCCUCCCUUGAACCAGCCAGCCCAGGAUGGGGCUACACACAGUCUAUCGGGCACAGAGGGGCCAUCUGUGGGCCGCACAGUGCCAUCUGGUGAUCAAGAGGUAGUCCUGCCAGUGUCUUUGACAAGUGGUCACCUGUGGCUCUCAUCAUCUCCCCCUGACAAUAAGCCUGGUGCUGAUCUGCCAGCCCUGUCCCCAUCACCCAUCCGACAGUACCCACCCGACAAGCUGCCCAACAGGGAGGCUGACCUGGGAGAGGGCAACCAGAGCAGAGAGACUGCACUUUUUUCCCUGAAGCACAUGGCUAGUGAACAGUAUGAUGCCAGUGCUAAGGAGACAGAACUGAACAGUUCCCAGGGUUUCUCAGGAGAGCCCUUCCCCAGCAUACAUGCAGGAAGACCCCACUGUGAGCCUGCACCCACCCCACAAACAGGAAGCAGUGGUGUGGCUGACCAGCCCAGGGUUCAGGAGAGAAAGCAUCUGGCAGGGCUCGGUUGGCAGGAGCUGGAUUUGUCCAAAGACUCCAUCAAGUUGCCCUGUUACAAUGAGGACAUUGCUUGGCUCAAACAUAGGCCAAUCCAAAGGUGCUUAGCAAGGCCAGGCUCUCCCCUGGUUCCCAGCUGCUCUCCCAAGACUGCCGGGACACUGCAUCAGCCCACCCUGGGGCACGCACAGCAGGUGGUCAUCCGAGCACACCAGGAACAGCUGGAUGAAAUGGCCGAGUUGGGCUUCAAAGAGGAGACACUGAUGAGCCAGCUGGCUCCUAACGAUUUUGAAGAUUUUGUCACCCAGUUGGAUGAAAUCAUGGUUCUGAAGUCCAAGUGCAUCCAGAGUCUGAGGAACCAGCUGCAGCUAUACCUGGCCUGCCAUAGGCUGUCUGAGGCCCCUGAGAGGACAGUGGUGUCUUAGAGCAAAUCCAGUAUGGGGUGGUGGGGGCAGCUCAAGAGCCUGUGCUAGGUUCUCAGGGGUUGGAGGAGCUUCUGCCAGAUCAUUCCUGCAGAUAUCAGAACCCACUCCCUGGACCUGUCCAUGCUAGCCUCUCCAUAGCCACACACGGCCUUGGCUGGGCCCCAGCUCCUCUCUCAGGGACAAGCCUCUAUCCUUCAGUUCCAAGUGCAGGAGCAUCUUAAUGUGCCCCUCGCUUUUCUUCGAGGCUGGAAGAGAAUUUGUCUUACCCAUUGUCUGUAGAAACACACAGAAUAACCCUGUAGAUGUUUCUGAAUUUGAAACUAAGAGUAUGGGUAGUCAGUGGAAACCUACAGGCCAGAGGUUACAAGCUGGGGAAGAUGACAUGCUGAGCCCAGGAGCUUUAUCAGGUGAAUUCUGUGCCUGUUGUUGAGCCAAAAACUAAAACAUUCAUGCCAGUGGGGCAGGGGCAGGGUGAGCUCUGCCCCAUUAUUUGGGGCUUUAGGUUGGCUUUUGAAAUGUAAAAUGAAUAAACUUUGACUUGCUGUCUUUCUUUAACAGCAGAAGAUGUGAGACACACUUUAUGCUUUCAGUUCUUCUCCCUUCCUGCAAUCCAGUUCUUUGUCCAUCUCUGCCUUUUGCUGGGAUGAUC